Akanthomyces muscarius is the source of this 1149-nucleotide messenger RNA. RefSeq lists its product as uncharacterized. The record is from RefSeq and is a predicted model, not a curated record. Lineage: Eukaryota; Fungi; Ascomycota; Sordariomycetes; Hypocreales; Cordycipitaceae. The coding region runs from base 1 to 1149 and encodes 382 amino acids. Gene Ontology annotation, biological process: proteolysis. Gene Ontology annotation, molecular function: serine-type endopeptidase activity. The transcript is spliced from 4 exons.
AUGCGCUCCUCUACUCUCCUGGCUCUUCUGCCCUUUGCGUUUGCCGCUCCCGCAACCCGCUCCGGUCCUGCCCCGAUUCUGGUGCCUCGCGGCGCCAAGGUCAUUGAUGGCAAAUACAUUGUCAAGAUGAAGGACUCCGUUGGUGCCAAAGCCAUGGACUCUGCUAUUUCCUCCAUCUCGGCGAACGCGGACCACACCUACACCUCCUUCAACGGGUUCUCUGCUAGCCUGACCACCGAGGAGGUUGAGAAGCUCAAGAACGACCCUUCUGUCGAGUUCAUCGAGCAGGAUGCCAUUGUGACGAUUUCUGCUACCCAGGAGAAUGCAGACUGGGGUCUGGCGCGCCUCUCUAACCAGAAGCCUGGCAGCAGCACCUACACGUACGACGAGUCGGCUGGUGCGGGCACCUGCGCAUACAUCAUUGAUACCGGAAUCUACACCAACCACACUGAAUUUGAGGGCCGUGCCAAGUUCCUCAAGAACUUUGCUGGGGAUGGCGAGGACACUGACGGCAAUGGCCACGGUACCCACGUCUCCGGUACCAUUGGAUCGAAGACGUACGGUGUGGCCAAGAAGACCACUCUCUUUGGCGUCAAAGUCUUGGAUGCUCAGGGCUCGGGUUCCAACUCUGGCGUGAUUGCCGGCAUGGACUUUGUUGCCAAGGACGCCGCCUCCCAGGACUGUCCCAAGGGCGUCGUCGUCAACAUGUCGCUCGGUGGCCCAACCUCGGCGGCCGUGAACCAAGCAGCCGCCAAGAUCACCGGCGCCGGGCUUUUCCUCGCCGUCGCCGCCGGCAACGAAGCCACCGACGCCUCGUCCUCGUCGCCUGCGUCUGAGGAGAGCGUCUGCACCGUCGGCGCGACCGACAAGCAGGACAACCUGGCCGAGUACUCGAACUUCGGCAGCGUCGUCGACGUUCUGGCCCCUGGCACGGAUAUCAAGAGCACCUGGCUGGGCGGCAAGACCAACACCAUCUCUGGCACAUCCAUGGCCAGCCCUCACGUUGCUGGUAUUGGUGCAUACUUCCUCGGCAAGGGUCAGAAGGUCGCUGGCUUGUGCGAGUACAUCGUCAAGAGUGGUCUCAAGGAUGUUAUCCAGGGAGUCCCCCAGGACACCGCCAACGUCCUGAUCAACAACGGAGAGAAAUAG